Messenger RNA from Myotis daubentonii (Daubenton's bat), 8016 nucleotides. RefSeq names its product protein mono-ADP-ribosyltransferase PARP14-like. Gene Ontology annotation, cellular component: nucleus; cytoplasm. NCBI's taxonomy places the organism in Eukaryota, Metazoa, Chordata, Mammalia, Chiroptera, Vespertilionidae. Gene Ontology annotation, biological process: protein poly-ADP-ribosylation; negative regulation of gene expression. The record is from RefSeq and is a predicted model, not a curated record. Gene Ontology annotation, molecular function: transcription corepressor activity; NAD+ poly-ADP-ribosyltransferase activity.
GUUAACUGCUUGAGCUGGGGUAGGACUAGCAGUCCCGCCCUGAACAGGGCUGAGGAUGGCUGCGCCCGGCUACUUCCCGCUGCUGGUCGAAGGGUCCUGGGGUCCCGAUCCCCCGAAGAGCUUGAUCACCAAGUUGCAGUUGUACUUCCAGAGCCAGAAGAGAUCGGGAGGCGGGGAGUGUGAGGUCCGACAGGAACCAGGCAGCCCGGCCCGCUUCCUAGUGCUCUUCCACCCGCUUGACGUUCGGCAGAAUGUUUUGAAGAGAGAGAACCAUGAAUUAGCAUUGCCAGGAAAAGGAACAUUUAAGUUAACGGUCAAGUUGCUUCCAGACCCAAAUGAAGUCCAUGAUGUCUGUAAGGAGAAAAUUCCAGCAAAGGAAUCCAAGGCCAAAGAACAUGCCAAAGAACCAGAUGCAUCAGAAGAUACAAAAAUCUCUCUCAACAAAAGAUCAGAAAAAAUGGAAGAUAUCCCAAAGGAAUGUGAAAAUAUUCCGUCUUUGGUUGCAUUUGAAAAUCUCAAAGCACAUGUGACUGAUAUAAUGCUAACCUUGUUGGUGGAGAACAUAAGUGGCCUGUCCAGUGCUGAUUUUGAAGUGGAAGUAAUACGAGAUUUUGAUGUUGGCGUAGUUACCUUUCAAAAAUACAUAGAUGCCAUGAAAUUUGUUGAAGAUUGUGUCAUGCACCAUUCAGUGACACGACUUCAGCUUUCUCCAAGACUUCUGGAAGCGACAAAAACAAUCAGGGUUGAAAACCUGCCACCUGGUGUUGAUGCCUAUAAUUUGAAAUGUUUAUUUGAAAAUCCUCAAAAUGGAGGGGGAAGAGUUGUCAGUAUUGAAUGUUUUCCUGAAGAGAGUUCAGCUCUGAUAGAAUUUUUUGACAGAAAAGUGUUAAACACCAUCAUGACCAAGAAGCUUGACCUCAAUAAUAUGCCGCUCUCCGUGUUCCCAUAUUAUACCUCCUUGGGCACAGCUCUGUAUGGAAAGGAGAAGCCUCUGAUCAAGCUUCCAGCACCAUUUAAAGAAUCUUUGGAUCUUUCUUUAUGGAAGUUCUUACACAAAAGGAAUCAUCUGAUUGAGGAGAUAAAUGAAGAAGUGAGACGUUCUCACUGUGAGCUAACAUGGUCCCCACUCAAUGGUGAAGUUACCAUUAGACCUGCAGCCACCUUAGUCAAUCAAGGAAGAAAAAGAAUCAAGAACUGGAAGAAAGAUGCUUCCAUAGCCUUCUUUGGCAUCAGGUCUAGAUUUAAAGUUACCCCAUUUAAAGUGGACCCAGUAGUGUGGGACAUCGUAAAAAAUGACAUAGAAGAUGAAAGAAUUUUGAUUGAGUUUGAUACAGACAUGGGGAUUGUAACCUUAGUGGGGAAAUCAGAGGAUGUACAAAACAUUGAGCCACAAAUCAAGGAAUUAAUAGAAAACGCCACUCAAAAAGUUAAAAGAGAAGAGCAAAGUCUGAAGGAGAAAGUGGCCAUGUCUCCAAGAAAGUAUUCUCUUUUGUGCCACAGCGGUGUGCAGGAGCAUCUCCGCAGGGAGUACCCAGAGAUGGAGAUUUUUUAUGACAGAGCCACCCAACACAUGUGCUUUAAAGGACUCGGUAUAGAUGUGUAUAAAGCAAAAAGUGAAGUCCAGGAAAAGGUGUUCAUCAUGGUUCAGAAAAGCAUUCAGCUCCCCCCUGAGGUUUUGCAGUUUUUGCAACAGGCUGACUGUUCAGAACUCUCCAAGUCUCUUUUGAUAGCACAGAAAAUUCUUGCAGUUUAUGAGCUAGAGGGCACAACUGUUUUCUUAACCGGCUGUUCUUCUGAAGUCCUCUUAGAAGCUGAGAAGCAAAUGGUCAAUUCCUUAAGUUAUAAGCGCAUAGACAUUGAGGACAGGGAAUUUCUUAACAGCAAGAGAUGGAAAGCCAUCACUAACAUUUUGUCAAAGAAACAUAAUUCCUCCUCAAAGACUGUAACGAUCAAUGAGUUAACUUCAGGAACCACAGCUGAGAUCCUUAUUGCAGGCUGUGUGAGAGAAGUAAAUGCAAUCUACCGCUUCCUUUCUGACUUUGUGGAAAAAAACAUGAAAAUAGAGAGAUUCCUUGAAGUAAAGCCUCCAUUAGUGAUUGAUUAUUUAAAGGCAGAGAAGAAGCUAUUCUUGCAAAAGAUAAAGAUGAACAAGCUAAAUGUUCAGGUAGAUUUCAGUGCUAGGAACAAACCAAAAGGCAUUUUACUAACUGGCUCAAAGGCCGAAGUCCUGGAGGGAAUGAACAUCCUCAAACAAGCCAGGGAUUCAGUUUGUGUUAAAAGCAUCAGUAUUGAUAAGCCAGGAGCCAACCAGUCCUUCCGGGAUAAACCAUGGUAUUAUAAACGUGAGGUACGGUCAUUUGGUUGUUUUGUGGAACUAUUGCAGAAUGAAGGAAAGAAGGAGGGAGGUGGCAGUGAUGGGCAGAAGGCCUCCUGUCGGACAGAAUUGGCCCCUGGAGUCUCGCUGAUUGUACAGCAAGGCGACUUGACACGGUUUCCUGUUGAAGUGGUGGUGAAUGCCGCAAAUGAGGACCUCCGUCUCAGUGGGGGCCUGGCUGCUGCUCUUUCAAAGGCAGCUGGCCCUGAGCUCCAAGCAGACUGUGACCGGAUAGUGAAGGAAAAGGGUAAGAUCGCAAUUGGCCAUGCCACCAUCUCAAAACCAGGAAAGCUCCCAUACCACCAGGUGAUCCAUGCAGUAGGACCCAAGUGGAACAGCAGUGAUGUUCUGGGGUGUGUGUUACAGUUAAAGAAUGCCGUGAAAAAAAGUCUCCAUUUGGCUGCUAAACGCCAGUACCAAUCCAUAGCCAUCCCUGCCAUUAGUUCUGGAGACGGUGGCUUUCCCUUAUCCCAGUGUGUGGAGGCCAUUGUUUUGGCCAUCAAGGAAUCCUUCCUGUAUAACUGGGCUGGAUGCACCUUGAAAGAGGUUUACCUUGUGGAUUUAGCUGAGAAGACUGUUGAGGCCUUUGCUGAAACUGUGAAAACUGUAUUUAAAAACAACAAGCCUGAUGCUGCUUCCCUGCCCAGUGUACCCGCAGGAGUCCAGCCGGGCCCGAGAAACACUGAUGGAAACAGAAAAAUGCUGCUGUGCCCAGGUGGUCUGAGGAUCCUGUUGGUGAAAGGAGAUGUGCAGAAUGCUAUGGCUGAUGUUGUCGUCAACUCCAUUCCUCGGGAGCUCAACCUUAAUAGUGGGCCCCUUUCUAAGGCCCUCUUGGCAAAAGCUGGGCCAAAUCUCCAGAAGGAAUUGAACGCAGCUGGACAAGGGAUAGCUGUUGACGUGGGCACGAUUCUUCAAACCACUGGUUGUAAUCUGCAAUGCAAUCAAGUGCUUCACGUGGUGCCUCCGAACUGGAACAAUAGCGACACAUCUUCACUCAAGAUCAUGCAAGACAUAAUCAGAAAAUGUUUGGAAAUGACUGAGAACUUGUCCUUAAACUCAAUUGCGUUUCCAGCCAUAGGAACAGGCAAUUUGGGGUUUCCUAAGACUGUUUUUGCUGAAUUGAUCAUUUCAGAAGUGUUCAAAUUUAGUAGCAACAGUCAACCAACAGCUUUACAAGAGGUUUGCUUUGUGCUACACCCGAGUGAUCAUGGAAAUAUUCAGGCAUUUUCAGAUGAAUUUGACAAAAUAGCUAAUGGAAAUUUCAUCAGUGACAAAAUUGCCAAGACUCAGAAUACACAAGGUUUGUAUGGGACUGUUACCAUCCCUGCUUCAGGAGUGCACGAAAUGAAAAUUGGCCCCAUCAUCUUCCAGGUGGCCACUGGAGAUAUUGCUAAAGAAGCGGCAGAUGUGAUUGUGAAUUCAACAACAAAGACAUUUGAUCACAAAGCAGGGGUCUCCAAAGCAAUUUUGGAAAAGGCUGGACAAACUGUGGAAAUAGAAUGUUCUCGCCUAGCAAAACAGCACAACGAUGGUUAUAUAAUUACUGGUGGUGGAUCUCUGAAGUGCAAGAAUAUUAUUCAUGUCGUUGGUGGAGCUGAUGUCAAGAGAUCAGUUACCUGUGUUUUGCAAGAGUGUGAAAAACGGAAUCACUCAACCAUUUGCCUCCCAGCCAUUGGGACAGGACAAGCUCAACAAGACACAGAUAAGGUUGCUGAAGCCAUGAUGGAUGCCAUUGAAGACUUUAUCCAGAAAGGACUAGUCCAGUCCGUGAAAAAAGUUAAAGUUGUUAUCUUUCAGCCUCAAAUAAUGGAUGUUUUUUGUGCCAACAUGAAAAAAAGAGAAGGUGCUCAGGCUCCCUCACAGUCUAUAAUGUCUAAAAUUGCAUCAUUUUUCGGCUUCUCAAAGCAACCUUCCCCCAAACAAAAGCUUUUGGUUUUGGAGAAGAAAACAGAAUCAGCAAUUUUUCAGGUGUGUGGUGAAAAUGAAACAUCUGUACAAAACGCCCUCUCCUGCCUACAGAAUCUGAUGGAAAAGGAACAGAGUCUUUACAGUAGUGAAGAGGAAUGUAUCAAAGACUUUGAUGAAAAGGAAUAUCAGGAAUUGAAUAAGCUGCAGAAGGACUUGAAUAUUUUGGUGGAACUGGACCAUCAGAAACCUUUGAUUAAGGUUUCAGGGAUUAGCAGAGAUGUGGAACAGGCUAGAAAUGCAGUUGAGGAGAUGAUCAAGACAGUUAGAUCAGCCAAAGAGCAGGAAUCCAGAGCAGAUUAUAUCACUGAGUUUGUAGAAUGGCAAUAUGAUGACAAUAACACUUUUCGUAGUUUUGACAAAAUGACCAAUAUGAAAUUGGAGGAGGCAAGAAAAAAACAGGGAAAAACAGUUGAUGUCCAAAUUAAUAAUCAGAACUACACAGUGGAUGUGAAAACAUGCAUUGCUACAGGUGCAAAUGGACACAGUUUACAAAUUCAGCGCAUUAUGAAACCUCAAGUUGAGAUCCCUGGACACUGGAGUGAUAUGAAGCAGCAGCGUGUCUGUCUGUUUGAGCUACAGCCUGGCCAACCAGAAUACAGCAAAGUGGCAGAUGCUUUCAAUCAGACCUGCUCACAAUUCAAGAUAGAGAAGAUUGAGAGAAUCCAGAAUCGAAGUCUCUGGCAGCACUACCAGACAAAGAAAAAAACCAUGGAUGACAAGAAUGGCCAUAUUCAAAAUGAGAAGCUGCUCUUCCAUGGGACAGAUGCUGACUCCUUGCCACAUGUCAAUCAACAUGGCUUUAACCGCAGUUAUGCAGGAAAGAAUGCUGUGGCAUACGGAAAGGGAACCUACUUUGCUGUCAGUGCCAGUUAUUCUGCCAAUGAUACUUACUCCAGACCAGAUGCAAAUGGGAAAAAGCAUAUGUAUUAUGUCCGUGUGCUUACUGGAUUAUACGAACGUGGAAACCAUUCAUUACUUGUGCCUCCUCCAAAGAAUCCUCAAAAUCCUCUUGACCUGUAUGAUACUGUCACAGAUAAUGUGAGCAAUCCAAGUUUAUUUGUGGUAUUUUAUGACUACCAGGCUUACCCAGAAUACCUCAUUACUUUUAAACAAUAACAUUUUGGUAUCCUUCACAGAAGACAUUAUUUAUCUAAUUACUUUUCAACAUUUUUCAACUCAUGGCACACAUAAACUAAUUACUAAAAUUCUGUGACACACCAAAAAAUAUAUUUUUUGCCAAUCUGACAGGAAAAAACCAACGGUAUGGUUUUGAUUCAUUCACAGCUAUUGUGCUGGCUCUUGUCAUUAAAAAUAUAUAUUUUUAUUCAUUUCAGAGAGGAAGGCAGAGGGAGAGAAACAUCAAUGAUGAGAGAGAAUCAUUGAUCGGCUGCCUCCUGCACGCCACACACUAGGGAUUGAACCUGCAACCUGGGCAUGUGCCCUGACCAGGAAUUGAACCGUGACCUCCUGGUUCAUAGGUUGAUGCUCAACCAUUGAGCCACACCGCCCGGGUGACUGUUGUCAUUUUUUUACUUGACAAUCUAAUGGAAACGAGAUCAGUGUCCCUGACUAGUCAGGUAUUGCAUGUUCUAAAAACUUUUGCGGCACACCAGUUCAAAAUUGCUAAUCUAUACUAUGUACAACAAGUUUUAGAUUUUUUUCUCUUAACCGCUUAUUCUAAGAUCAAAGGAUCCUUGUCACUGACAUCAGACUUUCUUCAGCUUCGCUUUCAUAACUGCAGCGACCUUUUCUUGAAAUCAAUAAAUUUGAGAAUUUAAAUUAGAUUAAUUUAGUUACAACUGUGUGUCCACAACCAUGGACAUCAAAUCUGUAGAUGAAAAGAACAGGUUUAUAUUUCUAGGAAAAAAAGGAAAGCCUUAAUCUUAAAAGCCAAGGGCACAGCUAUGCAAUUUUAGCUGCCACUAAGGGGACAGCUUUUACCAUGUCAGGAUGCCAUAUUACUGUGGGGAGCACAACAUACUGAGUGGACUGCUGUCUUCCCUAGGACAGAGAUGGUGUCUUAUUCAUUUUAUUUUAUCCCUGGACUGAGGCCUGCAUCUGAAGUCCAAUGGAUUUUCCAGAAAUGUUUCAUGAACCAAUUAAGAAUGAAAAGGUCCCUCCAGCCGGUUUGACUAAUGGAUAGAGGGUUAGCCUGCAGACCAAAGGGACAAAAUGUGCACCAAUAAAAAGGUGCACAUUCUAGUCAAGGUUUGAUUUAAGUCCAGGGCAUGUACCUUGGUUGCAGGCUCCUCCUCGGCCCAGGCUCUGGUUGGGUGAGGAUUAGCAAAAAAACAAACAAAUAAACAAAAAGACUGAAAAGGUCUAGUCAGACUCUUAUCCAAGUAGGAACCAUUUCUUCUACAUCCUUGAUUUUUUGUCAUGUUGCCUUAAAUUGAACAGAUUCCGUGAUAGGGAACUUCGUUUUUCAUGAGCCAGCCCAUGACGGACUCCAGUUGGGGCUCUGGAACUGCAGUGCAGCUGGGCUCUGCACAGCCCAGGGCUGUGGUCUGCCUUGUCGGGUAGAUGAAUCGUGUCCCCUGGACUUGUGCAGCACAGCAGCCCAGGCCCCAGUUGGUCCUUUUAAUGUUGAAUCCGAAUCUGCCUUCUUAUAACUUUUCAUUGGUGCACAUUUGGUCCCAGUGGAAAUGGUAGGAUAAUGCCUGCUACAUUUUCAGUGUGAAACCCUCUGUUAUGUUAAGAUGAAAUGAACUCUAAGAUGAUUAAAUGGCAUAUUUUCUUUGCAGCCUAGCUUUUGAUGAUUUAAAUCAAAUACACACAGCAAAGGAAUGAAAUAUAAUGCUAAUUUGCUAACUCAGUAUCUGUUGGACGGUAAAGGAAAGUUUCUUUCUUAACUUUUCCCUAGGUAAAUCUCAGGCUCAAACACUGCUUAUUGAGCACUUAGCUUGUACCAGACAGUAUAAUAGAUGCUUUCAUAUACAGUGCUAAUUGUAUUCCCGAAACAAUCCUGUGGGGUAAGAAUUAUAUCCCCAUUUUAAAGCUGAGGAAACUGAUGCUCAGAGUGCAAGCAGCUUCCUUGCCUGAGGUCGGUCACCUAGGUAACGGCCCUCAGAGCCAGCAGAAUCAGGUCCUGUGUCAUCAAGCCUCUGUUCUUCUCAUGACAGAACAUGGCUUCUAGAUGAAUGUUACGAAUCCAGGAACAUCUCAGCUAAUCUGUGAACCGCUUUUAUAUUUCCUCCCCUUUUCCUUCUGGCUCUGGUUCCUAUCCUAGUUUUCAUUUGAAGCUCUGUAGGCUGACGUCAGAGCUGAUGCUUAUGCAAAGCCUGUGCAGGUGGUGCACUCCGACACCAGGGGUCGCUCUUCCCUGGCUCAGGGAACAGCACCUGCCCUUCAAGUAGAGGUAGGUGGUUGAGAGGGCCACAGUGGCUGCCUCAUUAACAUAGACAACUUGACAUUUCUCUUGCUGUUGUUUGUUUUGUAAGGGGAUUGGGCACUGGCAUCUCAACUAGGGCUUGACCAUGAAUGUAAGAAAUCAAAAAGGAGAGGCCCGCUCUCUAUUGCUGUUCCUCCAGUGGUUUGGUUAACUUAGGGCAAGGCUGAAUAUCAGGUUGCAUUGAAUCAAGGUAUAAUGAUCCAGUCAGUAAAUGUUAAGUUAUCCCCAAUCAAGAGAAAUAUGUCAUUUUAUCUGCUUUUUGAAUAAAAGGCUUGGAAAAUGU